AUGCCGCCGGGUUUCGAAGAAAAUCAAUCCCCAUCUAACUGUCUAUAUAAAGGCAGUUGUGACUUUUGCGGAGUUUUGAGGAGCCACGACCAUGGCACGAAACGUGGAAGGGAAAGAAGUUCAUCAAGAAGCUAUGAUACUAAGCGAGUAAGGGGCCAUCGGCCUGGAUCUAGAUCUCGAGAAUGGCAGAGGGCGGAGAGACGAUCAAGGUGGCGUUCUAGAUCAGGCUCGAGAAGCAGCAACAGGGCCGCAUCUAAGGUUUUGUGCUUGAAAGAUGUGGUUGAUCCGGUUGAGAUAGUUAGUGACCUAGAUUAUGAGUACGUAAUGGAUAAAGUUGGAAGGGAGUGCGAAAAAUUUGGUACGCUAGUGAAAUUGGUGAUGCCCCGUCCAGUUGGUAUUGAUGCGUGGGAUGAAGAAGCUUCAAGAAAAGCAGGGUUCGGAAUGGCUUUUGUGGAAUAUGAAGAUGUUGAGGCAGCAGCAAAAGCGCGACAAGGGUUGAAUGGUCAGAUAUUUGAAGAGAUACAACAUGGCAUUCCAAUGGUUGUCGACUUUUAUCCUGAGCAACGGUUCUUGCGAGAGGAUUACGGGGCUUAA
Molecule: messenger RNA, 594 nt
Organism: Oldenlandia corymbosa var. corymbosa
Lineage: Eukaryota; Viridiplantae; Streptophyta; Magnoliopsida; Gentianales; Rubiaceae
Source: the annotation of a GenBank genome assembly